AUCUGUCAACACUGUUCCAUUUCGGCCAUACAAAUUUGCCUGCGUUUUGCUUCGUCGUCGAAUUCAAUAUUCAAUCCCGUGCCGUGUUUUUGUGUUGUUUUUUCCCAUCAGCUAGCUAAAAAACAAAUCGAUAUGGCAGCUUACACCGAGGAUCAAUUGGCUGAAUUCCAGGAGGCCUUUAACCUGUUCGAUAACCGCGGCGAUGGCAAGAUCCAGCUGAGCCAGGUGGGUGAGUGCCUGAGAGCCCUGGGCCAGAAUCCCACCGAGUCGGAUGUGAAGAAGUGCACCCACCAGCUGAAGCCCGACGAGCGCAUCUCGUUCGAGGUGUUCCUGCCCAUUUACCAGGCGAUCUCCAAGGCUCGUUCUGGCGAUACCGCCGAUGAUUUCAUCGAGGGACUGCGCCAUUUCGACAAGGACGCCAGCGGCUACAUUUCAUCCGCUGAGCUUCGUCACCUGCUGACCACACUGGGUGAGAAGUUGACCGAUGAGGAGGUUGAGCAGCUGCUUGCCAAUAUGGAGGACCAACAGGGCAACAUCAACUACGAGGAGUUCGUACGCAUGGUGAUGAGCGGUUAGACCGCGCCGGGUCCUCCCGAUUCCAGCUGUCCAGCACCACGACAAUAGAAGCAACACUAUCCAAAACACACACAACAGCAACACUAAAACACCUGCCAAGCUAGCUGAGCCGUUCAUUCCGCCACAAGUUCCAACUCCGUGAUUCCAACUUAGCCAUUCUUCUUCCCCGGACAAAACAUAAAUCCUGUUAAGCAACACCAAGGACAACGACCAAGGAUAUCGAGAUCUAUAAAAUCAAAAUGACAGGGGAAUGUGUUAAACAUGCAGCUAAAAAAAAAAACUGAAAACUUAGAGAUUGGAGCUAUUCCCACUUUCAAAACUUAUCCAUCGAUGUAGACAUUUAGAUUCAUGAUUAACCAUUACUAAUCAACGAGUCUGUGAAUGUGCGUAUUAUUCUAAAAGGAAACUGGAAGUUUAUCAGUAAUUAUCACCUAGUACAGGCAUUCUUUUGUAACAAUCACACUCGAUACAUAUAUUAUAUUUCAAUGGAAGAGUCGCGAGAGUAUCACGAAAAAGUAUUUCGAAAUUAGAUUUGAUAUGCGUCGGUGGCGUGUGUCCGAAUUUAAAUGCGCAUUUUUGAAGUUUUACAUGUUUAUUUUUUUUUAAAUAAUUUAAUAUUUGUAUUUAAUAAAUAAUAAAAGGAGAAACAAUGAAUGUGUAGGUCUUUUUACAAAAGAAACGUACUUAAAUCUAUUAAACCAAUUGAAACCUAA
Molecule: messenger RNA, 1289 nt
Organism: Drosophila eugracilis
Lineage: Eukaryota; Metazoa; Arthropoda; Insecta; Diptera; Drosophilidae
Gene: Mlc-c
Product: myosin-2 essential light chain
Exons: 3
Coding region: 133-576 (147 amino acids)
Cellular component (GO): myosin II complex
Molecular function (GO): myosin heavy chain binding; calcium ion binding
Source: RefSeq, a predicted model, not a curated record